Messenger RNA from Salarias fasciatus (jewelled blenny), 2606 nucleotides. RefSeq names its product septin-7. NCBI's taxonomy places the organism in Eukaryota, Metazoa, Chordata, Actinopteri, Blenniiformes, Blenniidae. The record is from RefSeq and is a predicted model, not a curated record. The transcript has 15 exons. Gene Ontology annotation, molecular function: GTP binding. Bases 94 to 1374 code for a protein of 426 amino acids. Gene Ontology annotation, cellular component: septin complex.
CCUCAUUGUGCGUAGCCGAGGCAGAAAGUACCGAGAAGGGGAAUGUCGGCUUGUGAAUGAUCGGUUCUUGCGGCGGCAGGGAGCGUCAACGUUAUGGCUCAGCAAAAGAAUCUGGAAGGAUAUGUUGGCUUUGCAAGCCUCCCCAACCAAGUGUACAGGAAGUCUGUCAAGAGGGGCUUUGAAUUCACCCUGAUGGUCGUGGGUGAGUCCGGACUGGGCAAAUCCACUUUGAUCAACUCUUUGUUCCUAACAGACCUGUAUUCAGCAGAGUAUCCUGGACCUUCGCAUCGAAUCAAAAAGACUGUGCAGGUUGAACAGUCCAAAGUUUUAGUAAAGGAAGGAGGCGUCCAGCUGCUGCUCACAAUAGUUGACACCCCCGGGUUUGGCGAUGCCGUGGAUAACAGCAACUGCUGGCAGCCGAUCAUCGACCACAUAGACAGCAAGUUCGAGGACUACCUGAACUCAGAAUCGCGGGUGAACAGAAGACAGAUGCCCGACAGCCGAAUUCACUGCUGCCUGUACUUCAUCGCCCCCUCAGGACAUGGGCUGAAGCCUCUGGACAUUGAGUUCAUGAAACGGUUGCAUGAGAAAGUCAAUGUCAUCCCACUGAUCGCCAAAGCAGACACUCUCACCCCAGAGGAAUGCCAACAGUUCAAGAAGCAGAUCAUGCGGGAAAUCCAAGAGCACAAAAUCAAGAUUUACGAGUUUCCCGAGACAGACGAUGAAGAAGAGAACAGGCUGGUGAAGAAGAUUAAGGACAAGUUGCCGCUGGCUGUCGUAGGAAGCAACACCAUCAUCGAGGUAAACGGCAAGAGGGUGAGAGGGAGGCAGUACCCCUGGGGGGUCGCAGAAGUUGAAAACAGCGACCACUGCGACUUCACCAUCCUGCGGGACAUGCUCAUCAGAACUCACAUGCAGGAUCUGAAGGAUGUAACAAACAACGUCCAUUAUGAAAACUACCGCAGCAGGAAGCUGGCUGCGGUCACUUACAACGGGGUGGACAACAACCGCGCUAAAGGACAACUCUCCACCAAACUUGACACGGUUGAAGGAAUGAGUCCUCUGGCCCAGAUGGAGGAGGAGAGGCGAGAGCACGUUGCCAAGAUGAAGAAGAUGGAGAUGGAGAUGGAGCAGGUGUUCGAGAUGAAAGUCAAGGAGAAAGUACAGAAGCUCAAAGACUCUGAAGCAGAGCUUCAGCGGCGUCACGAGCAGAUGAAGAAGAACCUGGAGGCUCAGCACAAGGAGCUGGAGGAGAAGAGGCGCGUGUUCGAGGAGGAGCGAGCAAACUGGGAGACCCAGCAGCGCCUGGAGCAGCAGAAGCUGGAGGCCUCCAGGACCCUGGAGAAAAACAAAAAGAAGGGCAAGAUCUUUUAAGGACAGUCGGCAGGACCUCCCCAACUCGAGUUACUUUUGUUUGCCAACGUUGCCGGUCAGGACAGCCGUGUGUGGCACUGACGUCCCCCCGCCUCCUAUUCUUCCUCUUCUCUCUCUCCUCCUCCUCCUCCUCCUCUUCUUAUUUCUCCCCCUGCUGCUCUGCCUGCCAGCACAGCUGUGCUGCUGCUCCCCGCCACUAGAGGGCGCACCGGGAGCGUCUGUUUGGUCUGUGGGGGGGCAAAGCGGGUGCAGAACCACCAGCCUCGAGCCUCCUCGCUGCCUCAGGACUCAUCAUCAUCAAGAAUGUGUUUACCUUAAUAACAGGAAAGAUAACCCCAUUUUAGUAAGGCCAAACCCAUAUUAUUAUUAUUUUAAUUAUUAUUGAUGUUAUUAUUAUUAUUGUUGUUGGUAUAACUGAGCUUUCCCAGACCCUACCUAUUGAUUUUUUUUUUCCUUCUUUCCCAAGGUUGCGUAGAAAUGGCCGGUGUGUACAGAUGUAUACAGAGCAAAGACAAAAAAAAAAGAAAAAGAAAUGUCAAUGAGUCACGUCUGACUGUUGUACAAUCAAGUUCUGGUGAUUAUUCAGUUGUUUACAGGAGAAAUGAAAGUUCGUGAAGCAUUUAACCCGACCUUCCGUCACAUUAAAUCAAGAGGACAAGGCAUUAACUAAUCCUUUGUGUUUUGUUUUGAGUGGUGAACCUGUAACCCAUCAGAGCAAAAGGACCUGAGAUCAAGACGAAAACCAUCAACAUGCACCUUGGGCCUUUUUAUAGAUUUUUUUUUAAAAAAUGGCUGAAGCUUUUUUUUUUUCUUUCUCUCUCUGAAAUGUAACGCUUUCUUUUUUCUUUCUCUGUGUUUUUAGCUACUCCCACUAGCCUUGGGCCACCAUUUAUAAUGUCAUAAGUGUUAUAUUUCACUUUAGUUUAUUUUUAUAUAUACCGAGCCAGCUGAAGUAAUAACUUCUUUUGUAUGUUUAGAGAAUCCUCAGAGACUUGACGGCAGCGUCCACUGUCACAGGAAAACACUUAGAAACGCCUGACAGUGAUCCUGGACGCAUUCAAAAAGAAAAUUGAAAAAAAAAAAAAAUACAAUAAAACAACUCUGCGGAAACCAUCAGUGGGAAAUGAAGAGUCAACACCACAUUUUGCUUUGGCUAUGUACUCCAUCUCUGUAUUUUUAAUUUUAUUUUUCAUUUGUAAUGUACAAAGUCACUUAAUAAACCUGUGAUGAUA